AUGAACGUAUGUGAGCUCUGUACCUGCAAUAAUGAGACGCUGUCAUGUACUGGUUUCAGCCCAAAGCAGAAGCUCCACAGAGUGCCUAUGCCACAGCCCAACACAUACAAUGGCACCUUCACCACUUUAAAUUUGAAAGGCAACUCUAUUUCUCAGUUUGAUAAGGAUAUAUGGAAGUCAUACCACGAGACUGAGAAACUAAUCCUCAGUGACAAUAAUUUAAAAGAAUUACGUAAGGAAUCAUUUGAAGGUCUGCUCUUCCUCAAAUAUUUAGACUUAUCUGGCAAUAAUAUAAAAUUUAUUGAAGAGAGUACAUUUGAAACACUGCCUUUUUUGGAAUAUCUAAAUCUUGGUGGCAAUUUAAUCACAGAAGUGAGCUCUGGAAUGUUUCAGGCCUGGCACGGAAUGCAGUUUUUACACACGUUAAUUCUCCAUCAUAAUCCUCUGACAACUAUUGAAGAUUCAUAUCUUUUUAAAUUGCCAGCAUUACAAUAUUUGGACCUGGGAACAACACAGGUGUCGCUGACAACAGUUGAGAACACCCUCACGAUGAGCACUAAACUGGAAAAACUGAUCCUACCCCGCCAUUUGGCCUGCUGCCUCUGCCAAGUCAAAAACACGAUUGAGACUGUCAGCCACACGGUCAGACUGCACUGCGACACUGAGUGCCUGACAAAGACACAGUGUGCGGAGGAAGAACCACAUUUAACAAGUGAGGAAGGCUCUUUCCUAAAAGUGCUACAAGACCGGAAGAACACCAGCGCUGAGCUGAUGAUCGAGCCAGAGAGGACAUCCUCAGACAAAAAUGACGACAACCUGUCAGCCUUCCUGAAUCUCCUGAUGAAGCUUCUCAGUGAGCAAGAAGAAGCGAAGGUUUCCAAGGCAGAGUGGGAUGUGAAUCAGUGGGAAAAUGAGAAAACAGAAGCUCCGGAUGAAGAGGAAGAGGAGGAGGCACUUGUGGUGAGGACAGCUCCCAAAACACAAAGACCUGACAGUUAG
Messenger RNA from Phyllostomus hastatus (greater spear-nosed bat), 999 nucleotides. Its product is annotated as leucine-rich repeat-containing protein 37B-like. The record is from RefSeq and is a predicted model, not a curated record. NCBI's taxonomy places the organism in Eukaryota, Metazoa, Chordata, Mammalia, Chiroptera, Phyllostomidae. Gene Ontology annotation, molecular function: protein binding. Bases 1 to 999 code for a protein of 332 amino acids. The transcript has 10 exons.